This is a messenger RNA of Argiope bruennichi, 365 nucleotides long. Its product is annotated as venom peptide SjAPI-2-like. The transcript is spliced from 3 exons. Bases 14 to 271 code for a protein of 85 amino acids. The record is from RefSeq and is a predicted model, not a curated record. NCBI's taxonomy places the organism in Eukaryota, Metazoa, Arthropoda, Arachnida, Araneae, Araneidae.
UUUAAGGGAAACAAUGAAGGUCUUGGUACUGUUAUCACUCGUAGUUGUGGCAUUUGCUCUCCCAGAAGAGUAUGAUUGCCCAGCAAACUCUCGUUACCAAUCGUGCGGCACUGCUUGCCCCUUGACCUGCGACAACUACAAGAACCCACCUAAGUUCUGCAUCCUCAUGUGCAAUCCCGGAUGCCACUGCGACAAGGGAUACGUCAGGGUGGAGAAAAACAUAGAAGAAUGCGUCAAGCCAGAGAAGUGUCCAAGCAGUGCAACCGUUUAAAAGAUUUCUUGCAAAUAAAGCAAAGAAGUGAAGCAACGUGGAGGAAUGAAGCAAUGCAUUUUGUAAUUAUGCUGUUUAUGAAUAAACUGUGAAU